AAUGGCGACCUCCAGAGGCAGCUGUCUUGUUGUGAUUAGCUCGGCUGUCGAAGGUGUUUCUGCAGCGUCGUUUAUGCAGGCAUGCACCCUCAUUAACCAGACUUUUGCUAUACAGCUGGCAUCUCCCGGUGGUCGUCAAGCAGAGUAUGUGAACCAGGAUGAUUCUAACCGGCGCUGGUUCAACGAAUUUCGCUCCAAGGCAAGUUCCACUCCCAUUGGUCUAGAGACAGUGGACGUGAACCGCUACUCGGCCAUGCUGAUCCCCGCUUGCCCCGGGGCCAUCCACGACUUGGCCGGGAACAAGGACCUCAGUCAGAUCCUCGUACAUUUCAUCAAGGAAAAAAAACCGAUCUGUGCAAUAGGGCAAGGAGUGGCCGGGUUGUGUCCAGCUCGGAGAGAGGAUGGGAAGUCGUGGUACCUGGAAGAUUUCUGCCUGACCUCGCCUUCCUUGUUUGAAGUGGGCCACUUACCCGAGUUCCUGACAAUGCCGAUUAUCCUCGAGGAUUUUAUCAAAGAUCAUGGUGGAAAGUACACCGCGACAGAGCCAGAUGGCGUGCACGUGGUGAUCGACAGAUUUCUCAUCACGGGCCAGAACACACAGUCGACGGUCACCGCCGUCCAGAACCUGAUCCUCAUGUGUAGCCAAAAACAAUCAAGACCUGGGAGUUUAUCGAGAUACCCUUCCCAGCAGCCGUAAGGGACAGUCAGUCGUUCUUGAUGGCUUUAACUUCAUAAUGUCAAGAGGCUAGCCCAAAGUGUUGGGGAAAGUGGAGAGUUUUUGUCCUGUGCCUUGGUCCAGGGUGAGAAAGGCAUUGAUGAUGAAAUUUUGAAGGACUUGCAACUCUUCUUUUAUUGAAUUGCUAACAGAAUGAUCUUGAAUGCUCAAUUGCAACGCAUUGCAAAUAAAAGUGCUGUUAUUUUUUUUUUAAAGUUAUUAAUCAGGAAUUUGUGUCCAAGAUUUGUGUAAAUUCUAAGCUGGCGGCCUGCUCUGUACUGGUACAUGUAUGCCUACAUAUGUAUGCCUACAUAUACUGACAUUUGAUUUGAUUGCUCCUAAGGGACCCUUGUUAGGUGGUUGAUUCUCUCCAGUAACACAUCUCUUACAUCUUACCUCCGGCACUUUCUUUAUGACUUAUUUGUGUUGCAAGAGCUGUAAAAUCCAUACUAAGCGCCACUGGUAGGUCCUACUUCUUAACUUUCCCUCUGUUGUUUCUGUCUGUCUGUCUGACUUUUUCACUAAAUGACCAUUAUUGUCUCGAUGUGCUCCAUCCUCGUUACCCUAACAAACAAAACAAAACAAACAAACAAACAAAACUCUUACUAAAACUAUACUCAGUAGUAGAAAGGAAAACAUACCAUGUACUUACAGUAGGAGAUAUUUGUUUAUCAACAUAUUCACAGACACAAGAUAACUAUUUGUUUCUCCAACUUUCAUUACUUUCUUCACCCAGAUUGGCCGCUACUUCUUUUUGUUUUUUGUUUUUUAAACUCAGUUCAUGCUAUUUUACCUACUUAGGUUCAUUAGGGGUUUUUAGUGGGGAGAGGGGGGGGGGGAUAAAUUUGUUGGGGUUUGUUUUUUUUGCUUGAGCCUUCUUUUUUCUCUCGCAUUUUCUUUAGACUUUAUUCUAAGCGUUCCCUCCCCUCUUCAGAUUGGCUCAUACCAUGUUGUUAAAUAUUAUAUUCUUUUUUUCAUUCUGUACACUUUGCUUUUACUUUUACCGUUUUGCAAGAUUUGAACCUGGUGCUCCUUGUGCGUACCUUUUUGGGGGCCACAUCUGAUACUACUUAGAGGUCCUGUGUAUUCAUUUUUGAUUAUUUUAAUUUUGUAAAGCGCAUAGAGAGCUUGUUGUUGAGUGGGAAUAUGGGCUUUAUAUAAAACAAACCAUCGCCUCAGAACUAUUUUGAUCAAAGUGUCUCUUAACUUAUGCACACUUUGGACAAAUAAAUAGUUCUGAGGCGAAGAAAUGCUAUUUAUUAUUUUUUAUUUCAUUUGAAUUAUUAUUGUGGUUUUUGUUGCUGUGAGAUGUAGACUGUUAUAGUACAAGACAUAUAUAUCGAUGUGUGUGUGUGGGGGGGGGGUUCUACGGUCUGCUCUCUCCGAGCUGCUUCUCUUUUUUCCACUUUCUUUGUUUCUUUUGAGCGCAACUUGAAUUAUGUUUUUAAAGACAUUCCUGAAUUCAACUGUUCACAGAAUGUUAAAAGGGGCGCUACUGAAUUGGGGCACAUGAUCAUGACUCCAGGAAACUUGCACUUGCAUUGUGAAUUUAAAAUGUUAGAAAAAGAAACGAAAACUGCAAAAUGCAACAAAAAAAUAAAA
Molecule: messenger RNA, 2317 nt
Organism: Aplysia californica (California sea hare)
Lineage: Eukaryota; Metazoa; Mollusca; Gastropoda; Aplysiida; Aplysiidae
Product: glutamine amidotransferase-like class 1 domain-containing protein 1
Exons: 8
Coding region: 2-697 (231 amino acids)
Source: RefSeq, a predicted model, not a curated record